AUGGUUUUCAAUGCGGCCUCCGCUGACAACCUCUCCCUCUUCAAGGGUACGCUGCCCCCUCCCCCGUCCCGGAUUCUGACCCUGUCCCAGUUUUGUUGCUCGAGUGCUAACAUUUUGGAGGCCCAAUCCGUUGCAGCGCUGGUCAUGAUGUUGGACAUGGGCAGGGGCUGCCCCAAGGAGGUGAUUGAGGAGUUGAGGGUGGAAGAUGAUGAGACGUUUGAAGGUUUCAGUGCGCUGCACAUCGUGGUUAGUACAGGGAGUCUGGAGGUGUGCAGGUACCUCGUCGAGGAGCUGCUGAUAGAUGUGGAUCUGGUCGACAAGGAAGGUAGAACACCUCUGUUCUGUGCAACAUACCACAAUGGGGGUACUGCCGAGUAUCUUCUUGAUCAUGGUACUAAUCCAGACAAAGCCAAUAACGAUGGGUUUUCCCUGUUACAUUUUGCCGCUGAAUUAGGCAUUUGUGAAAUGAUAGAGCUUUUGCUUGCAAAAGGAGCUUAUGUUGACCCGGUAUCUGCUCGUGGAACACCACUUCAUGGUGCUGCUGGUGAAGGGCAUUAUGGUGCUGUGAAGAUUUUAUUGGACCACAAUGCAGAUUACAACAAGAUGGUAAAUGGUGUGACACCUCUUAUGGCUGCUAGAGAUGCCAACUCAGCAGAAUGUAUCAAGCUCCUAGUUAAGGUUCAGGAGGAGCCUAUGCUUAAACGGGAAAUCGCGGCAUCAGAGCUUAUAUCACUAGGGAGUAUCUCUUUAAAGAAAAAAGAUUAUGUUGUCGCAGCAAAAUUGUACAGUCAGGCAAUGCAGCUUGAUCCUGAUGACGCAGUCUUGUUCUCAGACAGGAGCCUUUGUUGGCUUAACAUGGGGAAUGGAAGGAAGGCUUUGCUAGAUGCUAAUAAAUGCAGAAAAAUGCGGCCUCAUUGGCCAAAAGCUUGUCACCGGCAGGGUGAAGCUCUGAUGCUACUGAAGGACUAUGAAGGCGCAAGUGAACGGUUCUUGGAUGGACUCAAAUUGGACCCAGUGGACAGUGAUAUCGAGGAUGCAUUACGGGAAGCUAUGAAGUCGUUGAAGACGUCUCGGAGCACGAAAGCCAAGUGA
Molecule: messenger RNA, 1092 nt
Organism: Triticum aestivum (bread wheat)
Lineage: Eukaryota; Viridiplantae; Streptophyta; Magnoliopsida; Poales; Poaceae
Product: sex-determining protein fem-1-like
Exons: 8
Coding region: 1-1092 (363 amino acids)
Molecular function (GO): protein binding
Source: RefSeq, a predicted model, not a curated record